CCUAGCACUGCCAUUAAGUAAACAUCAUGACCUGUCUGUUUGUGACACACAUGCCAUCAAAUAAAAUUCCAGUCAAAACAACAUGGCCCGACGGUCGGGAUACUGCCCAACAUUGCGGAAGUGUUUGGUGAUCGUUGUUGUAUUGUUUUGUCUGUCAGCGGGUAUUCUUCACAUGAUUUUGCAGUAUUUUGAUACUGAAGAUAUUUAUGAAGAUGAUGGAAUUUGGCUUCAGAAUGAACAACAUUUUGCUCAUGUCGACUACGGAGGAAAGUUAGUAUCAAGUGAUGGCACAGAUGAGCAUGACAGAGACCAUGUCAAUGUCACCAAUUUAAACAUAAAGGUUCCCAUCAUUCUAUGGUGGACACCUUUUACCGGUGAGCGUGGGCAAGUCAAGCAAUGCGGCAAAGACGAGUGUUUCUUCACUGUAGACAGACACUUUAGAAAUCAUCCCCAGACGAAAGUUUUUAUGUUCUACGGAACGGACUUCAAGCCGCGAGAUCUUCCGCUGCCGAGAAAGAAGCAGCAUGAGUGGGCACUUCUACAUGAGGAAUCCCCAAAGAAUAAUUAUAUCCUGACCCAGAAAGAUUGCCUGACCCUGUUUAAUCACACCGCUACGUUCAAACGCCAGUCUGACUAUCCAAUCACCACUCAGUAUUUAGAGCACCUUUCUGACCUGACAAGCACCGAGUAUCUCGUCCCGACAGAUUUAAAGAGUAGGGGUGGCAUAGCCCAAGUGGUUUACAUCCAUUCCGAUUGUAAUCCACCAUCGGGUCGUGAUAAUUACGUCACCGAAUUAAUGAAAUUCAUUCGAGUUGAUUCGUAUGGGAAAUGUCUUCACAAUAAGGAUCUACCACCAGAUCUAGUCGAUCCACUUACUAUGCACAGCAGGGAUCUCUAUAAAAUCAUCGCCAAAUACAAAUUCAGCCUCGCCUUUGAAAAUGCAAUCUGUGAUGACUACGUUACAGAAAAGCUCUGGCGCCCUCUAUUGGUCGGUUCAGUUCCGGUCUACAGAGGAUCACCGUCUGUUCGUGAUUGGCUGCCGGAUAACCAAUCAGCAGUUAUCGCUGAUGAUUUCUCAAGUCCAGAGGAUCUUGCCAAGUUUUUAACCUCACUCGCUGGGAAUAAAGAACGCUACGAAAAGUACCUCAAAUUUAAGAAAGUUGGUAUAACAAACAAGAAGCUGAUAAACACAAUGACGAAACGGGAGUGGGGAGUCAAUGACUACGAACGUCUCAACUUCAUCUCAGGAUUUGAAUGCUUCGUCUGCAAACGAGUCCACGAGAAUCUGAAGCGAUCUGAGAGAGGGGAACCUCUCAAGCCGCACAAAGCUGAGGGCAAUCAUUAUAAUUGUCCGAGACCGCAAUACAGCAACGAGAACUACAGACGUGACAACGAUAUUUACCUACAAAUGUACGACCGGCAUAAGAAAAAUGCUGUAGAUCUCCGAAAGCUCGUCGAAGAAGGACUGGGAUAUGAUAGCAUUAAGUUCCGUGACUUGAUGUCAAAUGUUUAUUAAUUCUGGAGAUUUGUUACGGUCCUGUAGUUCCUCUCUCUCUUGCCAAUACAGCUGUAUUACUGUAUAAACUUUUUUCUUUUCAAUACAAGAUACCAAAAUAAACAAGGAAAAGUACUUCUUUUUAAUCACUCCUUCAAAUCUUGUGAGGUUAGUCAAAUGCUUUGCCUAUUUGCAAGAUUUGAAGUAAAGGAGCUUAUAGCAAUGAUUUAUUUUCCCAAGCUGACAAACUGAGCAUUUUUUGUGGGCUAAUAGCUGUCGGCACAAAGUGGAAAUAUUGCCAAAAACCAUACUAAAGUUUUAAUAAGAAUAUUAAUAAAAAAAAACAUUUUAUUGUAGUUGCAGGUAGGUUUAUUUUUAACAUGUAAAAUUGUAUGCAAGUUUAUUUUAUACAUGAUCUGUAACUACUAACUUGCCAUGUGUUGUACCUAAAAAGAAGACAUUGUCAGUGGUGCUUUAUAUCUUAAAUGUUUGUUAAAUUGCAACAUUUUGUUAUGGGGUCUUGAGAUUUAAAAUCAGGGGAAUAAUAUUUGAGGGUGAAUUUGUAUCAAGACUAACCCAGCUGUUUGAUGUGGUGGUGUAGUUCUCAGUCUAUUUGACAAACUUGAGCAAAUCUAAGGAAUUUGGGAAAGGGAUAAUAAUGAUGGGUGGAUGAGGGGGUAAUGGAUAGGUCUUAAGUAAAAGAAGCAGCAGGGUUAGCCAGUAAUGUUGAUUGUUUCAUUGUGUUUUUGUUUCUUCGAAAUAUUUCCCUGAAAUAUGUGUGCUUUGAGUCAUUCAAUGGUUAGGUAGUGAAUAUAUAUGAAUAUUUUGAUAUAAAUGCAUCAAAUUUAUCAGCCAUGAGUAUGAACAACAUUUGUUAUAAUAUUGACAGAAUUAAACCAAGUUGCUUGCCCUUUUUAUACUAUUUGACAGUUAGUACUUUUUAGAAUUUGUCAUUAUUUUGUUAUAAAACUCAUAAUUAUUUUUUUAAUGGUUUCCAGUAUUAUCAAAGAUGUAUAAUGUAUGUGCCUAGAGAUGUUGUAUGACAUUGUCUUGUGUAAGACAUAAUAGUGUUUUAUUUAUUAUAGUAAGUGGCUUAAAAAAGUCUUAUGCCAUAAUACUUAAUAGCGCCCAUAUUCAUCACUCAGUGAUGCUGAAGGUGCUUCAACAUGCAGUAUUUUCCUGAAAGUUAUGUGGAGCUAAAAUGAUUGGCCAUAACAAAAGUUUUAUAUAAAGGCCUGCAUGUAUUUGAUCAAAAUGAGAAAUAAAAGUUUAUUUUUUGUCAAUAUAUGGCAGCCAGAGUAAAAGUCUUUUAAAAGUUUUUUUUUCAUCACACUUUAUGAUCAUUAAAAA
Messenger RNA from Asterias rubens (European starfish), 2845 nucleotides. RefSeq names its product alpha-(1,3)-fucosyltransferase 10-like. Bases 83 to 1516 code for a protein of 477 amino acids. Gene Ontology annotation, molecular function: alpha-(1->3)-fucosyltransferase activity. Gene Ontology annotation, cellular component: membrane. The transcript is spliced from 3 exons. NCBI's taxonomy places the organism in Eukaryota, Metazoa, Echinodermata, Asteroidea, Forcipulatida, Asteriidae. The record is from RefSeq and is a predicted model, not a curated record.